AAACCGCUAAACAUAAUGUACAUUGCAAAUCAGACUCUUAUUACUCGCUCUGUAAGUUGUACCUGCGUCCAUUCUACAGUUACCAAGUUUUUGAAAUUAAAAAUUAAAAUGGAGAAUUCUAAAGAAGAGAAAAUUGCUUCAACUGUUGUUUCAGAAGAGCCAUUGAUUAGUACUUUAGAUAUUGGUCUUUUAGUGGUUAUUGUAACAGUUGCAUAUUUUUGGUACAUAAAAAGAGAUAAACAGUCAAGUUCUUCAGAAAAAAAACCCUAUACUAUUCAGCCAUCUUCGUUGAGUUCUAUUGAGCAGACCUCCAAUAGUUCUUUUAUAAAAAAACUAAAAUCAACCGGUCGUAGUUUAGUAGUAUUUUAUGGAAGUCAAACUGGGACUGCAGAAGAAUUUGCUGGAAGAAUAGCCAAAGAAGGGGCCAGAUAUAAAAUGAAAGGAAUGGUAGCCGAUCCUGAAGAAUGUGAUAUGGCAGACCUGGUGGAAAUGAAAGAAAUAAAAAAGUCAUUGGCAAUUUUUUGUAUAGCAACUUAUGGUGAGGGAGACCCGACUGAUAAUGCAAUGGAUUUCUACGAAUGGCUUCAAAAUGGUGAUGCCGACCUAGAAGGAUUGAAUUAUGCAGUAUUUGGAUUGGGAAAUAAGACUUAUGAGCACUAUAACGAAAUUGCUAUUUACAUUGAUCAACGUUUGGAAGAAUUGGGUGCUACUAGAGUUCAUGAAAUUGGUCUAGGAGAUGAUGACGCCAAUAUUGAAGAUGACUUUGUUUCUUGGAAAGAAAAAUUAUGGGAUAGUGUUUGCUCCCAUUAUGGUAUUGAAGAAACUGGUGAAGAAAGUAAUAUUAGACAAUACAAAUUAGUAGACUGUUCUGAAGUUUUACCAGAGCGAAUAUUUUCGGGUGAAAUAUCACGACUUAAAUCUUAUGAAAACCAAAGAUUCCCAUUUGAUGUUAAGAACCCAUAUUUAUCCAAAAUAUCAGUUAAUCGUGAGCUCCACAAGUCAGGUGAUCGCUCUUGUAUGCAUAUUGAGUUUGAUAUUGAUGGAUCAAAAAUGAGGUAUGACACAGGAGAUCAUGUGGCCGUCUAUCCCAAAAAUUCUUCUGAAUUAGUAGACAAAAUUGGAGAAUUGUUAAAUGCAGAUCUAGAUAUUGUAUUUUCAUUGUUGAACACUGAUGAGGAAUCCAGUAAAAAACAUCCAUUUCCUUGUCCUUGUACUUAUCGAACAGCCUUAACUUAUUAUUUGGAUAUAACUUCAAAUCCACGCACACAUAUUAUGAAAGAAUUAAUAGAAUAUGCAAGUGAUCCAAAGGAUCAAGAAAAAUUAAAGCUUAUGGCAAGCUCAACCCCAGAGGGCAAAAAAGAAUUUCAUGAAUGGAUUUUGCGUGAUAACCGUAAUAUUGUUCAUAUUUUGGAAGAUUUACCGAGUGUCAAACCUAAUUUGGACCAUUUAUGUGAACUACUUCCACGAUUGCAGUGUCGUUAUUAUUCAAUAUCCUCGUCACCAAAAGUGUACCCAAAAUCUAUUCAUAUUACAGCAGUUCUAGUAGACUACACUACUCCUACUAAUCGUGUCAAUAAAGGUGUUGCUACUAACUUAUUAGCCCAACUGAAACCAACCAAUGACGAACUUCCACAACCUACUAUACCUAUUUAUAUUAGACGAUCUCAAUUCAGAUUGCCCCCUAAGAGUCAAACUCCAAUUAUAAUGAUUGGUCCCGGUACUGGAUUAGCACCAUUCCGAGGUUUUAUACAAGAAAGAGAUUAUGCACGUAAAGAAGGCAGAGAAAUAGGAGAAAUGGUUCUGUACUUUGGAUGUCGAAAGAAGGAUGAAGACUUCAUUUAUGAAAAUGAAUUACAAGAAUAUGUUGCUAAUGGAACCUUAACAAAGCUACAUUUGGCAUUUUCGCGUGACCAACCUGAAAAGCAGUAUGUGACACAUUUGUUAGAACAAAAUGCUGAUGAACUGUGGAAUAUAAUUGGUGAAAAAAGUGGUCAUUUAUAUGUUUGUGGUGAUGCAAGGAGCAUGGCAAAGGAUGUGCAUAAUAUUAUUGAAAAAGUUGUCAUGGAAAAAGGUCAAAUGACCAAUAGUCAAGCACUCAAUUACGUUAAAAAAAUGGAACAACAGAAAAGAUAUUCUGCUGAUGUGUGGAGCUGAUUUGUGACACUGUUACAAACUUUGUUUUUUAUAAAUGUACAAUGUUGAACAAUUUUUUUAAGAAACAUUUAAAGAAUAAUACAUUUAAAAAAAAAUAAUAACAACACAAAUGAAAGAGAUGUUGGCUUCUUAUCUGUUUUAGUUAUUAAUUAUUUUAUAUUGUUGUGAAAAAUGUAUAAAAAAAAUAUUACAAUAUUUCCGUUAUAAAGCAAUUUUAAAUUAUAUAUGAAAUGUUUUACUGUUGGAAAUUUUAUAACUUCUAUUAAAACUAUUAGAUAUAUUAUUAUAAAUAUUUUUAUUAAAUCAACAAAUUAGUGGUAUUUUUUCCUUAUAAAUAGUAUGCUCAAUAACACCAUUCAAAAGUAUAAUCAAAACUAAAGUAAAUUGCUUAUAUAUAUUUAUUUUUGGUUUCCAAUAAUUAUAAUUAUAUAUUAUAUUAGUAUACUUCUCUUUUUUACUCAUAAAAUCCAGGAAAAUAUUACUAAAUCAAAAUACAAUAUUUUUGGUAUCUUUAACUAUAAAUGUAUUCAUUAUUUUUAUUAUUUUUAUUGAAGUAAUUUGAAAUAAAAACAAGUUCGACAUAUAUCAAUAUUAUAUAAUGGUAUAUAAUGUGAAUUAAAAUAAUAUUAAAAAUGUGUUAGAUUUUAGUUACACAGUUGACUCUUGAUAAUUUAAAACUUUCUGUAAUUGAAAGUAAUUGCUUGUUCCCUUAAAAAUGUCGCAGUAAUUCAAAUAAAAACAAUUCAUUUAAUUACAGUAGAAAAUUAGUAGUACAAUUUUGGGGAAAACUAACCUACAACACUUGACAAUUCAAAGUUCAACGCUAAACAAUUGAAAGUAUAUUCACCAAAAUAUUUUUCUUAUAAUCUUACCAUUAAUAAUUUAUCUAAUAAUAAUACCUUAAAAUUGUGUAUACGUUUAGCUUAUUAUUUCUGAUAAUUAUUAAAUUAUUACCAUAGGUACAAAUUUUAGAACUCAGUAAUUCGAAUUGUGUUUUUGCCCUCUUGAUAUUUAAAACCGCUUAGUAAAGUGUUAAUUUUAAUCAUGGUAAUUCAAUAUUUUUCAUGAGUUCUAUCAACUUUGAAUUAUUGAAAGUCGACUGUAAUAUGUAGAAUAUAUUCUAUGUCAGUGAUCACCAAUUAAUAUUUUUGAAGGGCCACAUUUCGAAUCUGCAAACCUAACAUAUAAUACUAUCAUACUAUCGGUUUUUAAUUUAUUUUCUUGUCUGCGAGUUGUAAUAAAUUUGUCCGCAGGCCACCAUUUGCUGACCCUUGUUCUAUACUAUUAAAAGAAAUGUAAAGUAUUUUGCUUUAGUGAAAGUGACAUUCCUGAACUCCGUAUUUUGUAAUGUAUUGUUUAAAAAUACUUAAAAAUUGUUCAUAUUAUAACUAAACUAUUUAUUUUUUUUAUCGUAUGCAAAUGCUCUGAUAAAACUAAAAACGAGUGAGACAUUUUCUGAAUAAUUAUAAUUUUUAUAAGCAAUUAGGUAUUUUGUUGGCAUAAUAUUAUAAAAUGAUUGCUAUUUUCAAACAAAUGUUGUAAUAAUUUAAGAGAAACUUAUUUUAAUACCUACCUAUUGUUUAAUAAAAUACUGUAUUAUGUUCGGUUAUUUAUUUUUAACCAUUUUCAUAGUGAAAACAUUCAUUGUGUACUUAACGUGGCGUGUAUUAAUGUAUUAUAUUUUUUCAUUUGGGUCCCUAUACAAAAUAUUAGGUUUUUUAGUCGACUUAACUUUAGAUUAUCCUAGUAAUUGUAAUGAAAACAUUUUCCAAAAGUCUUCCACAGCUAAAUUGCUAGUUACCACAAAUAUAAGCCAAUGUUUAAUUGCUUGUAUUUUUUUUGUAGUGGGAUUAAUAUAAUUACAUUGAUGUUGUAGGCACUAUGAUGAUUGAUAAAUUACUCAACUUGUUUAAGUUGAUUUGAUUUUAAAUACGUACUUUAAUUAUGUGAUGGUGAAAAAAAUUUUAAUGGUUCAUUUUUAAUUUUGUAUUCACAGAAAUAUAUUUUGUUUGUAUAACUUUUUGAUAUAAAAUGUGCUGGUAUGAUGGGUUUGUUACAAAUGUAUUUAAAUUCUUAUGUAUUUAUUUAUUUUUAAAACUUUCUUCAAUUUUUUAAAAAAUGGUGUACUUUUUUGUGAUAUAUUUUUAUGAGCGUUAACAAUGUAGUAAGCAUUUAAGAAUCUUCCUUUAUUCAGACUAACAGGAAAUAGGUAAACUUGUCUGUGAUAAUUACACAACUAACUCAUUGAAUACCAUCAAUUGUGUUAAAUGUUUUGAACUAUUAUCAAAUAAAUAUUAUUAAUAUAUAUAAUA
Messenger RNA from Metopolophium dirhodum (rose-grain aphid), 4466 nucleotides. RefSeq names its product NADPH--cytochrome P450 reductase-like. The coding region runs from base 16 to 2154 and encodes 712 amino acids. The transcript has 13 exons. Lineage: Eukaryota; Metazoa; Arthropoda; Insecta; Hemiptera; Aphididae. The record is from RefSeq and is a predicted model, not a curated record. Gene Ontology annotation, biological process: response to hormone. Gene Ontology annotation, cellular component: cytosol. Gene Ontology annotation, molecular function: NADPH-hemoprotein reductase activity; flavin adenine dinucleotide binding; FMN binding.